AUGGGUGACGGGGAAAGCCCGACCAAACGGGCCCGGACGGCCGAUCUCGCGGCGGCCGAUGACCGACAGGCCGACAGCUGCACCAUCUGCCUUGGGCCCUGGGGGUCCUCCGGGGGUCACCGCCUGGUGGCCACCUCCUGCGGGCACCUGUUCGGUGAGAGCUGCAUCAUACGCUGGCUGGCCGAGCAGUCGGUGUGCCCCUCCUGCAUGGCGCCGACACAUGCGAACACCCUCCGGCCAAUAUUCUCCGCGGCCAUUGUCACGCAGGACGUGGCACGCGUGGCCACGCUCGAGGGCACGGUCGCCGCUCUGGAGGCCGAGCUGCGACAUGUCAGCCACGACCGGCAGAACCUGCAUGCGGCACUGGCCCGGGCUCGGGCCCGGAUCGCCGACCUGGAAACCCGCCUACAGCGCGAAAUCAAUGCGCGCAUCAGCGCCGAGCGAUCGGUCCCCGGCUCGCCGGGGCUGCCGGCUGGCCAACUCGCCUCGGCUCCCUUCCUGUCGGUGGCAUGCUCCGAAUCCCGGGUAUUCGAUGUGGAUCCAAUCCACGGGUUCCUGGUGACGGCCACGCGAGCCCCAAAUGGCCAGGGGUUCUCGCUGCUGAAGACCUCGCUCAAUGCACCGGACCAGGUGGCAUACGUGCACCGGGCGCAUGCGUCGCACGUGCGCGACAUGCAGUUCAGCCCGCGCGGCGAUGCGGUUCUCCUGACGGCCUCCAUCGACAAGUCGGCCAAGCUCUUCUGCAUGUCCUCCGAUCGGACCAUCUGCCCAUUCAACCUCCCGGCCGGGAUUUCAUCAUGCGCCUGGCUGGCCGAUUCGCCCUUCGGCCUGGCUCUCGGGCUGCUCAAUGGCACGACGCAUUUGUUUGACACACGCUUCCCGAGCGUCGCGCGCGAGGUUCUCCCCCCGCCCCAUGGCCGGCCAAUCCCGGUCCAGGGUCUUGUCCCAGCGGCGCUGGGCAGCUGGCUGACCGGAGGCCACGCCGCGAAGGAGGCAUCCCCGGGGGCCGAGCACGAGGACCGCUCGCCAGAGGAGGCCGCCGCCGCAUCCCCGAAGCCAGGACUCUUCAUUUCCACGCUCAGCGGCUCGUUCUUGGCCGUGGACGGCCGGCCCGCGGUUCCAGUGGACAAGCUCCUGCCGGAGUCCCUGCGGCCGCCAGCGAACUUCCGCCAGCUGGUGUCGGUCUCCUUCGAUGAGACAUCGCAGCAGCUGUACCAACUGUUCCGCGCGUCGACCGGCGAGACCUGCGCCCUUGUCCGGGGUUGCUUCGCCGGGUGUGCAAACGCCAGCUGCUGCCGGCGCUUUGCCUGUGCAACGGUUUCCCCGCUGAUCCUCUGUCGAGUUCAUAACUUCUCCCUCGGCCGUGCACCGCACUUUGUCUCGAUCGAUCAAGCUCGAGAAAAGAUCCUUGUCAACCGUUUCUCCGAUGGCCGCGCGGUCUUGGAAAUGCACACCGGUGGCGAGGGCACGUUCGGCAAUCCCCCCACGACCGGGAGCGUCGACGCCAUUUCCUUUGUCCGACACUUCCAGCACCCAUCCUAUGGGGAUUUCGUCGGCUGGACAGACUCCAAGUCUCUGGAGAUUCGGAGAAUAAACACCCCCAACGCUUGA
Molecule: messenger RNA, 1611 nt
Organism: Fonticula alba
Lineage: Eukaryota; Rotosphaerida; Fonticulaceae
Exons: 5
Coding region: 1-1611 (536 amino acids)
Biological process (GO): interstrand cross-link repair; protein ubiquitination
Cellular component (GO): nucleus
Molecular function (GO): protein binding; ubiquitin protein ligase activity
Source: RefSeq, a predicted model, not a curated record